Schistosoma bovis is the source of this 5902-nucleotide messenger RNA. Lineage: Eukaryota; Metazoa; Platyhelminthes; Trematoda; Strigeidida; Schistosomatidae. The record is from the annotation of a GenBank genome assembly.
GUUUAAAGUAAGGAGUUAAAAGACUUGAGCAUUAUUUGGUAACAGUCAUAUUGUUAGCUUUCAAAGUACUUGUGAAAACUGAGUUGCAGAAUGGAUACCAAUUUCAAAUUCUCCAUGCUUUGAUUACGUCGUCCACAAGAUUGAAAUUUGUACCCGAAUUAUUCCAGAGAUUUCUUUGACCUUGGUUGUAGUUUGUGGUGAUUUCAAAUCAUCGCGUGGUUUAUUAUUUAUGGCAUCUAUAUCUCUUUUAAAUCCGAAAGCAGAGUUCGCAAAGGCUCAGCAUGCAUUCAGUAUCAAUUUGGCCGCUGCAAGAGGACUCUACGACGUUUUGAAAACCAAUCUUGGCCCUAAAGGGACCAUGAAAAUGCUUGUUUCAGGUGCAGGUGAUAUCAAGAUUACCAAAGACGGUAAUGUUCUUCUUCAUGAAAUGCAAAUACAACAUCCUACUGCAAGUUUGAUCGCGCGUGUAGCGACCGCUCAAGAUGAUAUGACAGGUGAUGGGACAACUUCAAAUGUCCUUCUGAUUGCUGAAUUACUGAAGCAGGCAGAUGUUCAUACUUCUGAAGGACUUCACCCCCGUUUGAUCACAGAAGGUUUCGAUAUCGCCGCAAACAAAUGUUUGGAUAUACUAUCCAAGUGUCGAAUCGAUUGCCCGUCAGAAAUGCCAGAUAGGAGCACACUCAUAUCAGUUGCAUCGACAUCCCUCAAUACAAAAGUCCAUUCUGAUUUGGCUAACCUCCUAACUGAGCAUGUUGUAGAUGCAGUAUUAUCAAUUCGGCGACCAAACGAACCUUUAGACUUGCAUCGGGUUGAACUGAUGCAAAUGCAACACAGAACCGAUAUGGAUACAACACUUGUUAAAGGGCUGGUAUUAGAUCAUGGAGGUAGACACCCAGACAUGCCUAAGCGUGUAACUAAUGCAUUUAUUUUGACUUGUAACGUCUCCUUCGAAUACGAAAAAACUGAGGUGAAUUCCGGAUUCUUUUAUAAGACAGCAGAAGAAAGAGCAGCUCUUGUAAAAUCCGAACGAGAAUUUAUUGACUCAAGAGUUCAGAAAGUGAUCGCUCUGAAAAGAAAAGUAUGUGGUGAGGAUAGUAGUGGUGACAAACCUGGAUUCGUAAUAAUCAAUCAAAAAGGGAUUGAUCCAUUUUCGUUAGACGCCUUCGCUCGAGAGGGAAUACUUGCUCUACGUCGUGCUAAGAAACGUAAUAUGGAAAGAGUAACUCUUGCAUGUGGUGGAUAUGCGCUGAACUCAGUCGACGAAAUGACACCUGAUUGUCUUGGACAUGCUGGCCUUGUUUAUGAAUUUGUUUUGGGCGAAGAGAAAUAUACAUUUAUUGAAGAAUGCAAAAGUCCGCAAUCAGUAACUUUGUUGAUGCGUGGUCCUAAUAAACAUACACUCAACCAAAUCAAAGAUGCGGUUAAUGACGGGCUACGUGCUAUAAAGAACACAUUAGAAGAUGAGUGUGUUAUUCCAGGAGCAGGAGCUUUUGAAUUAGUUGCUUAUCGCGAGCUAUGCAAAUUUGCACAGUCUGUUAAGGGUCGUGCUCGUCUCGGUGUUCAAGCAUUUGCAGAUGCGUUGCUUGUUAUUCCAAAAGUCCUAGCUAAGAAUGCCGGUCAUGAUGCUCAGGAAACAAUGGUGAAAUUGCUUGAAGAAGCGACUAAGGUGGAUAAUCGCUGCAACAAUAUUAUCCCCACACAGCUUGUAGGAAUUGAUCUUACUACAGGGGAAGCGAUGAUCCCUGCUCAAGUUGGGGUUUAUGACAACUUUAUUGUGAAAAAGCAAAUAAUUAAUUCUUGGUAAGCUUGUUGAGUCGUAUUUCGUGUUUUGUGGAUAAACAUCUGUUUAGCUAUUUUUUUUACUGAUCGGUAAUUUUAUUUUUUAAUUAUGUUGUGACUUGAACUUGGAUCGAUUUUUACCCCGUGCCAAUUGUUGUGUCCUUGACCGAAAGAUUAGAGAGCAGUGUAUUAUCGAUCGGACCAGAGACGCGUAAAACACGUAAGAACGACUUAGAGUUCUGAUUGGCCCUGCUAGCUAGCUAGCUUCCCUGUCUAGCCCAGCCAGUUGAGUCCGGAACGCAAGUCUCAGCCUCUGAGAUAUGAAUCAUUGUAUUUCAAGCAUACUCUGUUUAUAUACCAAUCAACCCGACCACAACGUACCAAUAAAAUAGGAAAUAACAUUUGUACAAUAAUUAGCCAGAAGUGGCUGUGAAUGAGGGAGGUAGCGAUUAACAGAUAGGGAAUAAUUCAUGAAUGGUAAAUCGUACAAUAGUAGUUCAUAGGUCAACAUAAAGCUCAUAAUAAGAGGGGUAUGAAUAUGAACAGUUUAGUUGCAUAACGAUUAUGCGAUUAAAAUAUACUCAUAAUAUUGGUCCAUAAUUGGAUCCCAAAAAUUACCAUUCAUUAUUCUUAUCUGGACACAACAAAUUAUUUAAAUGCUCAGUGAGAUUCAACUAAAACAGUAUACUCUAUAGUAUUUUGAGUUGUUCGUUUGUUUGCGAAAUAACUGAUCAUUGAUAGCUAGUAAAUUCAAAGUUCAGUUAUAGAUGGAUAUUUCAAAACCGGUUAAAAUUAACUGAUCUCGCUAGAAAACAAUAGAAGUUGAAUUAUUUUCUGAAAGUUUGAAAUAUAAAGAAUAAUUGUAUAGCACGUUCAUUUUGUUCUUAAUUAAAAAUGCUCGAAAAUACUUUCGACAGCUAUUGCUCCAAAUUUGUCUGUAGGUUGGGUUAGGGAUGUAGUACUAGGUAAAAGUGGCAAGUCGAUUAAUGAAGUAGUAAGUCUUCAUUAAUUGAGGUGGUUGGGGCAUGUUUCACGUAUGCCCAACCACCGCCCACCUCGACGAGCAGUGUUGUCUGGUGUAGGAUUAUAUUAGGAGAAAAAUAGGGGCGAUCAAACCAAGACGUGGCACUAAUCCAUGAAGUCGUUGAUAAUUAUACUGAGCCAUCUUAGCAGCAGAUGUAGACUACCUGGUUGUAGUCCACGUGAUUAUCGUAACCAAUCGCUAGAGGCUCUCAAUGACAUGACUCGAAAUCGAUUUUAAUGGUGCAUGUGCAUCCAUUCUUUGUCUUUCGUCAAAAUAUGAGAUUUUGAAUUCCUCAUAAUCUUAUUAUUUCACUGACUCAUAUUUACUAAGGGAUUUUCCCUAAAAAUUUCAUCUCUUUAUACCAAUGGUGUAUGGCAACUGGAGCUGAUGUGAUAGGUACUACGUUUAUUUUGACUCACUAACUCCUUGCAUAAAAAUGAUCCCGAUUUCAACCCAACUCUAGCCAUCAAAUAAUAGCCACUAUCCGCCUGAAACUAUAAUUUAACUACUUAUCCUAUCGUUAGUACUGUGAUGCUAAUUUUGUAUUCGGAAAAAGCUGUUUUUAAUUCGUCAAGUAUUGUUGACACUAUCUUCGUCUGUCUCUAGAGAAUGACGUCUUUGGAGAUUUUCUUACUAAAAUACUAAAGGGAGAUGACAACACAGGAUGAUGAAGUAGUGAAUAUUUAUGGAAUGAGGUGAUUGAAAUGUGUAUCAUAUAUACCCAACCGUCAUCUACUCCGGCGCACUUUGUUAGAUGGUUUAGAAGUAGUUUGAAAUGCAGUUAGAGAUGGCCAAACGAAGAUGUGGAAUUAGCCCAUGACAUCAUUGGCUGUUGGACUGAACUGUGUUGAUAGAUACGGACCACAUUGGUAGAUUCCACUUGAAAAUCGCAAUGAGUGAUUGUAGAUAUUGAGUAACAAUGGUCAGAAUCAGUCGUAGUGUCGCAGAUACGUCCACUUUCUCCUGAGCUUAUCAAUUGUUUUAUUACUUGAAUCCAUUCUUCUGUAGUCGUUUCUAAGCCUCAUCUUUUUAUUACUGUUUGUACGACUCCGGUAAUUUUAUCUAUCUUUCCAAAUGGUGCUGGAACUUCGGUUGAUUCAUGUCUACGUCCCUUACAACUGACUGAAUCUUCAUAAAAUAUGUGAUAAGUGUUGAUCGCUGCUAAUAAUUUAUUUGUAACUACGCCUUUUACUAUAUUCACCUAAACCGGUCACCCAAACAAAUAUAAUUAUGGGACCGAUCGAUUUUUUAAUUUAUCAAGUUAUAAUUUUUGUCAAACAAAUGUUGACCUACAAACUAGACGAUGUCUUCUUAGUGAAAAGUAUCUUUUAAGCUUCAGUCAUAGUCUGAUCCUCCACAAAUAUUCAAGUUGUUUAUUGCUAUCUCAUCCUUAAAAGACUUGCAGUAUAGUAAUUUUUGUUUUAUUAAUCUUAAAUCUAUGCAUGCAAAUUAAACGAACGGCGAAAAGCUUUACCAUAAUACUUUGAAAAGUGGUACACCAGCUUGCAAUACAGUGUUUAUAUCUUUUUUUUCAGUUCUGUUAUUGCCUCCAACAUAUUGCUUGUUGACGAGAUAAUGCGAGCCGGAAUGAGUUCUCUCAAAUGUUAAAUUCUUGCGUUUGUGAAUUAAUUAAAUAUAUUUGUUUAUGUGUCUGUUUGUGUUAUCCUUAAACCAUUUAUCAAUUUUCAAUUAGUCUUUUUCUGCAAAACUGUGCAACUCAUGUCUGUUAACAAUCUCAGCCUUAAAAACAAUAAUUCUUUACUCAAAUGCGGUUGUAAGAUCCCUCACCUUAUCAUGCAAUGACAUGGCCUGAUGCUUGCAAUCAGUAGGUCGUAUCACGCAACUUUACAAACAUGCUUCAGUUGUUAGAUGCCUGUUUUAUUACGCAGUCAGAAAACACUCAGCAACUACAAAUACUGUUCAUGCAGAGAGAACCACGUGCAUAUACCGUAAGUGUUGAAGUACUACAGGUGUUGCGGCAAGUCUCAUGAUUCAAGUAGCGUUUGCUUAAAGCGCCAUUGAAAAGAAAACCCUUAACUCCGCGUUCAGUCCUAAGAGACUGAUUAGCCAUUACACGCUUAAAGUGCGCAUUUUAUUGAGAACGCGGUUCAGAGUAAUAAGUAACUGUUGUCGUUCGUGAUUACCAACUCUUCAGUAUGAGCUAGGUCUAAUAAAUCUGUUGUAUAUGGAAAGUUCUAAGUUAACUUCCUUCUCACAGCUUGCACAAUGCGUAGUUGGAACGUGUUUCUUGUUUAAGAAUAUUGUGACCUAUAGAUAAUUGCAAAUUUCUAGGAAAAGCUUUCCGGCAGUAAAUUAGUUGUUGAGACUUGAAUAGAAGUCAGUUGAGUAGUUUGCUAUCAACCUACACUAUUAUGUUGUAUUAUUGCUACAUAUAUUAAAAGGUGAAUAAGGUACCAUUGGGUUGUAAUAAAUGACAUCUUCAGGUUUGACCCAUGCAGCUGAAUACUUUCAACCGAUUUUUUAGACGUUGCGGGCCAAGUGAUGUAUGUUUGGCUACCUGAUUCAAACUUUUUUUUAUUUAUUUAGACACAUCGGUACAAGAAGGCACCAGAUAUAUAAGCGUCACAUAGGGCAUUCGAUUUGUGUGUGAGCUGGAAUAUUGUUUGAGUGCCCAAACCGAAACAGGUGGUUUUCUUAGGGGGGCACAUCCGGAGCCUUCCACCUAAAGGUCUGAUUCAAAAAGCAGUGAAGCAGCGACAGGAGAUGCAGUCUAAUGGUAUCUGGUGCCCAAUAUUUGGUUCAUACGCCAUUCGUUCACUCAGGAUACUGGAGCCCAUGUACAUCAUCGGUUUGGGGACCAAGUUUUUCACCUCUUAGGUGGGUCAUCCGUACCCACCAACCCGGUUUGGGCUCCGGGCAUCCGCUUUUCGUCCUCCUAGUCCUACCAGCAGCACCCCUGCCGUAAGGCUGUGAGUACGACUUGGGAGUGGCUGUAUAUGUGUAGCCAUGUGAGAGCAUUUCGUGAGGGAGAGCUGACUACCCACUCUCAGCCGUAUCAAGGCAUUUAGCGGCUCUUGAUCAUUGCGGUUGUAAUUACAAGGCCACCAUGCAUUUCCGUACAGUGGAAUGAAAUUAAAU